ACAGAACCUCGUCCAUCUUCAUACAAGUAGGGUCCCAGUCGUGUCCAAACCGAAUGACGACCACGCGGUCUUCUUCCGAGAGGAUGGCCUGAUCCACUUGCCAGCCAUUGUGCAGCAGAGGCCCCAAAUUGAAGAUUAAAUGAUUGAAAAUGGCAUAUUCCAAAUAAAGAAGGCAGACCAGCUUUUUCCAGAUUUUGCAGAGGAGGCCACAGGCGAUCAGGACCUACCUGGAGUUUUGGUGUCUGGACUUGAAGGACAGUGUGGCAUAUGUGAAGAUCAUGCUGGAGACCUGCAGAAACGCUUUAAUCUCAUUACCAUGCAAGAAUUUUUGGAAAAUAAAACACAGCUGGGUCCAAAGACCCGAGCCGUGUACGUCUGGGGCGGAAGGCCGGCCAUUAGCCAGGAGCUGCGCACCCCGCCCUGCUUGAAGAUCGUCGCUGGCGUAGGGGCGGGGCCGGACCACCUGGACCCGGGACUCGUUGCCAGCUCUGGUGUGAAGGCGGCCAACACGCCACACGCCGUUUCCAACCCCACGGCAGACCUGGGGAUGGCCUUGCUGCUGGCCACAGCUCGGAGAGUCGUGGAAGGUCAUCAUUUGGCCAUUUCGCCACAUACGGAGAACUUUUCUACAAACUGGGUGGGUUAAGAAGUGACAGGGACCACUCUGGGAAUUAUCAGCGUGGGGAGCAUUGGCUGUAAGAUCGCUCAGAGGGCCAGAGCAUUUGAAAUGGAGAUUCUCUACCGCAGUAGGAAACGCAGAAAAUCGGAGGAGGAGGAAGCCAUUGGGGCCACUUGCUGUGAGAGGCUGGAUGACCUGCUUCAGCGAUCGGACUUUGUGAUGUUGGCUGUGAGCCUGACGCCCCAGGCCCGGGGCCUGAUCGGGAAGCGCGAGCUGAGUGCGAUGGAGCGCACUGCUACUCUCAACAUCGGCAGCGGUCUGUUAGUUGAUCAAGACGCCCUGGUGGAAGCCCUUCAGACCGGGGUCAUUAAAGCAGCAGCACUGGAUGUGACGUACCCAGAACCCCUGCCAGACCAUCCUUUGUUGGAGUUGAAGAACGUCACUCUGACACCUCACACUGGAAGUGCAACUCAUCAGGCAAGACGACAGACAAUGGAAACUUUGGUUGAAAGCAUCCUGGCUUCUCUCAAUGGCCUUCCUAUUGCUAAUGAAGUGCUAUUUAAAUGAUUUAUGUGGGCUGAGAAUUCCAUGGGAUGAAAACAUGGCAGAUUAAAUGGAC
Molecule: messenger RNA, 1238 nt
Organism: Aethalodelphis obliquidens (Pacific white-sided dolphin)
Lineage: Eukaryota; Metazoa; Chordata; Mammalia; Artiodactyla; Delphinidae
Product: glyoxylate/hydroxypyruvate reductase B-like
Cellular component (GO): cytosol
Molecular function (GO): NAD binding; hydroxypyruvate reductase [NAD(P)H] activity; glyoxylate reductase (NADPH) activity
Source: RefSeq, a predicted model, not a curated record